GAACCACAGACACAGAGAGAGGCUUCAUUCCCAGCCCAAAGAUCCAGCCUAACGCAUCCAGCGCGAAAAAGAGAAACCCCGAUGUGUGUGCGUGCGCGUUUCCUCCUGCCGUUUUGACGCGUGAAUCGAGGCCACCAGGAUUGAGGAGAUACCGGGCCCUGCACGCUGGACCUGAACGUUACAUUUCGUUAAAAAAAAAAAAAAAAAAAAAAAGAAAAGAAAACGCGGUCUUCUUGCUGGCAUGCUGUGAGAAUUAUACCUCUGGUCACCCACCCCCCAGGCUUUGAAAAAUACCGAUAAACUGAACACAGGUCGUAUUACUGAAACAAUCCUUCGGUCAUGCUGCGCACCUGCCAGACCUCCGCUCCCGGACCGGACUGUUAAAGACAAGAAAGGCAACUUUUGGGGGGAAGAAGUUGCCAUCAGAUCGUUUGUUGACGAAGCAGGGGUGGAGGGGGCAAACUAAGUCCCUCCAUUGAGUAGAAUCACCUUUUUUUUCUUCACAUUUUCAUCCUUGAUAGGAAGGCGAAACGGCGACUUCAGUUGAUUAUCUGUCUUUCCUUUGCUAUCCAAUGGAUAUUCACUGCAAAGCAGACCCCUUUACCGCGAUGCACCGGCACGGAGGUGUGAACCAGCUCGGCGGGGUGUUUGUGAACGGCAGACCCCUCCCGGACGUGGUGAGGCAGCGGAUAGUGGAACUGGCCCACCAGGGAGUCCGGCCCUGCGACAUCUCCAGACAGCUGCGAGUCAGCCACGGCUGCGUCAGCAAGAUCCUGGGCAGAUACUAUGAGACUGGCAGCAUCAAACCAGGGGUGAUUGGUGGGUCUAAACCUAAAGUGGCCACGCCAAAGGUCGUGGAAAAAAUCGCAGACUACAAAAGACAAAAUCCAACCAUGUUUGCCUGGGAGAUCAGAGACAGACUGCUGGCAGAGGGCAUCUGCGACAACGACACUGUUCCCAGCGUCUCAUCCAUUAACAGGAUCAUCCGAACAAAAGUCCAGCAGCCUUUUCACCCCUCUCCUGAUGGGUCAUCCCUGUCAACACCAGGCCAUACCAUAGUACCAAGCACAGCCUCUCCGCCUGUAACCAGCGCCUCCAAUGACCCUGCAGGAUCCUACUCCAUCAAUGGGAUUCUGGGUAUUCCACGAUCCAAUGGUGAAAAGAGGAAAAGAGAUGAAGAUGGUUCAGAUGGUUCUGGCCCAAACAGUGAUUCUCAGGGUAGUGUGGAGAGUUUACGGAAACACCUGAGGGCAGAUGCCUUCACCCAGCAGCAGCUGGAAGCGCUGGACCGGGUCUUUGAACGCCCCUCGUACCCUGACGUCUUCCCUACAACGGAGCAUAUCAAACCUGAGCAGGCUAAUGAGUACUCGCUCCCUGCCCUGAAUUCCAGCCUGGACGAAGUCAAGCCCAGUUUAUCCUCUAGCGCCAACCCAGACCUGGGCCCCAGCGUGUCGCAAAGCUACCCUGUAGGUCGGGAUAUGGCCAACACAACCUUACCUGGGUACCCCCCCCACGUUCCCCCCACAGGCCAGGGCAGCUACCCAACCUCCACGCUUGCUGGAAUGGUUCCUGGGAGUGAGUUUUCGGGGAACCCCUACAGUCAUCCACAGUACACAACCUACAAUGAAGCCUGGCGAUUCAGCAACCCAGCAUUACUAAGUUCCCCUUAUUAUUAUAGUGCCGCAUCGAGAGGCUCCGCCCCUCCCACUGCUGCCACUGCCUAUGACCGUCACUAGUUACCAUGGAAACCAAAUCAACCUACAGGACCAUGGCCUCAGCCUCCAUAUUGCCCCCGUGUGAGCAGCAUGGUCCACUGGACACUGAGCAACUGCGCAUAAAAUGUUCCCCGGCUCACACAACGAGACACUUAACAGUUUUUUGGGAUUCCAGACGACUUCUCUCCUCUCUCCUCGCAGCUUUUUUGGACACUCAAAGCCAAAAAAAAAAAACAAAAAAAACAAAAAAAACAAACAAACAAACAAAAAAAUAAAACUACAAGACAUCAUCAGAGACAUCAUCACCUAAAGAUGCUACACAAACGAUGAUAAUUGUGGCAAAUUGCAGUGAUUUAAAGAAAUAAAAAAUAAAAAAAAAAAGACUGAAAACAAAAAUAUCCAGAAUUUAUUUCCCCCCUGUAGCAGUGUCACAGUUUCAUCCCAUCAUGGAUCAAUACUGUACAUUCCUUUUCUUGACGGCUCCCAGCAGGGACGCUGUCCGGAGCAUAAAAUGUAGCAGCAGCCUUUUUCUUUCUCCCCCCCCCCCCCAAUUCAACUCCCACUUGAUUCAAAUGGCAGCGCAGUGAGAUCAGAGGAGAUUAGCAGCGGCACAUGCAAGACUGUGGCAGGCUAACGUUGUUUUUAUCCAUCUGAACAGUCACCGACCAAACAUCCAGCAUGAGUAAAAUCGAUCACUUUUGAUGCCAUGAGAAGAUUAGGACAUGUUCUCUGUGAUACACAAUCAAGAUGUAAAAAUGAAAAUGAAAUAAAUAAAGAAACAUCAGUUUGAAAAUAGAGGGAGCCAUGAAAAUAUAUCACCAUGGCCCACUAUUUGCAAGAUUUCAAGAAACUAGUAAAUAUAUUCUUAAAAUAAUUUUUUAAUUUCAUUUUUAUAAUUCGUAACAACUAAACUGCAGACUGCUUGGCUAGUGUUUUACUAUUUCUUAUUUGUCAGGAUACAAGAGGUCAUCAGGCAAAACCUUUGUGUUUUUUGUCUUUUUUUUUUGUUGUUAAUUUUGCACUAUUUUGGAGGUUUGCAACACUGGAGCGUUAUUAUGCAGAAAAAUGAUGAUGCAUAUUUGCUUUAUUUCAUGAAGAUGACUGUAAGUCUAAUAAGUCUCAGUCUGUUAAAGGCACUUACAGUUUCACUGUUUUUUUUUUUUUCUCCAGUACUUCAAAACCCAUUAUGUCACUGCCUUGACAUGCACUAUACUAUUUUCCCACAGCUUCCAUUUUUUCUAUUUAAGUUGAUUAAGUCUUUGGCAUUCAACCACAGAAAAGGAUAUAACAGCCAUCCCAAGUCAAACCAGUGUCAUCAUUUGUCUAGUUUGAUGCCACAAGCGUCCAGAUUCACUCUGAUAGGAUGAUUCUGACGACUCCAAUAAUGUCAAAAAGCAGGGCGACGUUUUCAGCUAAAUGCCUUAAACAUGUUCCCUCCUAACUUCAGCUCCCUCACAUGUUUCAGGCCAAGUCAUUUCUUUGAAUCAAGCUGGAACGAUGGUUUCUUCAUCUGUCAAGUGAAUGUAUUUGCAUUUGCCAAAGACUUAGUUCUUGUUAAUGUUUAUUUACAGGCCGCCGAUAUGCAUCAUGAGAGCAGUAUUAUUAUUAUUAUUAUUGUUAGGAAAAACCCACGUUGUUCAUGAGGAAAGUAUAUGUAUAAAUUCUAUGCAGUGCAGAGAUGGUCAUCAUAUGCAUAUUCAGCUGUAAACCUAAAGGUAGGUGGAGUUUAUUUAAUUGUUAUGUUAUUUACAAAUUGUUCAUUUUGUAGGUUUUUUUGUGUGUGAUGUGAAGACACUUCUCUGUAAAUACAGUAAGAAAAAAUGUCUUUCAUGUUCAUGGGUAUUAUCACUUUCAUUACGCUGGUCUCACUUGUACAAUAAUAAAAGUGUCUGAAAUCUUUUACGCAAAAGGGGCUGCAUGGUGUUUCUGACUGUCUGGAGUAGAGCUGAAACAAUUAGCUGAUAGAGAGAAGAUUGGGUGACAACGUUUCUGAUGACUGGUUAAUCAGUAUAGGUUUUUUUUUUGCUGGUUUCAGCCACUCAAAAGUACGGAUUUGCUGCUUUUCUCCAUUUCAUCUCACUGUGAAUUGAAUAUCUGAGUUUUAGACUACUGAUCAGACAAAAAAGCUACUUGAAGAUGUCAAUUUGUACUCUAGGAAGUUGUUAUAGGCAUUUUUCACUAUUUUGCACAUUUUUUAUUCUAAAGGAUUCAGCAUUUUUUUUUUUAAUUAAUAGAUGAAAGCAAUCUUUAUU
Seriola aureovittata is the source of this 3967-nucleotide messenger RNA. RefSeq names its product paired box 2b (gene pax2b). Lineage: Eukaryota; Metazoa; Chordata; Actinopteri; Carangiformes; Carangidae. Gene Ontology annotation, biological process: anatomical structure development; regulation of transcription by RNA polymerase II. The transcript is spliced from 10 exons. Gene Ontology annotation, molecular function: DNA-binding transcription factor activity, RNA polymerase II-specific; RNA polymerase II cis-regulatory region sequence-specific DNA binding. Bases 573 to 1736 code for a protein of 387 amino acids. The record is from RefSeq and is a predicted model, not a curated record.